AUUCUUCAGCUGAAAAACGGAGCUCGCCGAUUGGCGGCAACUAUUUAUUUACGGGACUGAAAUAAAACGUACGAGAGGUGAGGAAGUUAGACACUUAAACGACAGCGAUAGCCUUGCAGGGUAAAUACAUAGAACUGGACACUAAUAGUUACGAUAGUGUUACGUCAGGCAUGUGAAUCACUGCAGAAUAUAUAUGUCAAUAAGGUAGUGUUAUUCGUUUAUCACGUAAUGUAUGUUUGGUAGAAUGAAAUAUCAAGUCUUGAUCCUCUUGUUUAGUGGCGUUUUACGCUCACUCAGUCAACGGUGUGGUCGUCACAGUUGCCAUGGUGAUGUAGGCAACCUGGCUGCGGGUCGCAGCGUAUCAGUGACCAGCACAUGUGGUUUGGGGAGGAAAGGGGAAAUCUAUUGUGACCCAGGUACAGACUCAUGUACGGCGCCAAUUUGUAGACGCUGUGGUACCGGCGAUCAUCCGGGCUCACACAUGCUCGAUUCACCGUUCACCGGCUCUCAUACCUGGUGGCAAUCAGCCAACAACGCCGAUGACGUUACGAUCCAGUUUGACCUGCAGACGUCUUUUUACUUCACACACUUAAUCAUGUUGUUUCGGAGUCCACGGCCUGGUGCCAUGACUUUGGAAAGGUCGGUCGAUUUUGGACAAACUUGGCAGAUUUACCAACGUUUUGCAAGUAAUUGCAGCGAAGAGUUUGGUAUGGAUGACGAUGUUGACGUCAUCAGCGCUGCGUGUACUUCCCGAUAUUCAAGUCCAUGGCCAUGCGAUGGUGGAGAGGUAAUUCAUCGAGUAAUGAAUCCUGCACAUCCAAUCGAUGAUCCUUACAAUGAUGAAGCAAGACAUCUUCUUAAGAUAACCAACCUCCGAAUAAGGAUGUGGAAUCCUCAGUUAUGUACGGGAUGCACCAACAUAACUUCUGACUCGCUCGUCAUGGAAGACAGAAGCAUCCUUCCCGAAGAUGUUGGGAGUAUCUUUCCCCCAUUCUCUGUGUAUGAUCUGAUCAUACGUGGGACUUGUUAUUGUAGUGGACAUGGUGAUACUUGUGUUCCUCUACAUCAAGAUGGAACAAAACCAAAAGAUUCUGAGCAAAGUGUGGUGUUCGGAAAGUGUAUGUGUGAGCACAACACAGCUGGUGCCCACUGCGAGCGUUGCAUGGAAAUUUACAAUGAUGCUCCAUGGAUGGCUGGUAACGGAGAUACUGGAGCUGCAAACCCUUGCAAACGAUGUAACUGUCACAGUCAUUCACAACGAUGUCGGUUCGACAGUGAGUUGUGGGAGCGAAGUGGGAAUCGAAGUGGUGGAGUGUGCAUGGGUUGCCAACAUAAAACACGUGGACGUUACUGUCAUUUAUGCAAGCCUGGCUAUUUCAGGAGAUUAGAAGCAGAUUUGUCAGAUCAAGAUAUUUGUAGAGAAUGCCUUUGCGACAUCACUGGAACAUAUUUCCACAAACCUAGAACCAGAAGACAGCAAACACUUCCUUGUGAUACGAUCACAGGUCAAUGUAGAUGUAAACCUGGUGUAGGUGGAAGAAGAUGCGACAGAUGUUUGCAUGGUUAUUGGGGCUUUGGAAGGCAUGGAUGUAGUGAAUGCCUGUGUGAACAUUGCGAUGUGAAAUCGGGUAGUUGCAUUCCAAUAUUCGAACCUGACCCAUCUUCUAACUUUCCUGGUUUUGACAAUUUGGAUGGUCCUUAUUAUAGCUUUGAUGAAACAGACUUUAUACCUCAUCGUUUCCCAGAGAUAAAAGGCAUGGCUGCUGGAUACAAACCAUUACCAAUUGUAAUGUCACGUGGUCAGGUAUUGGGAACAAGGAUAAAUUAUGCGGAGAGAAGCGUUCUUCCUUUGACAGUUGGAGCAACAUGGAGAAAACCAGAAACUUGUUCAUGUAAAGAGAGAGCAUGGAAUGACUUGACUUACUUCUGCAAUGCAAAAUUCGAUUAUGCUGCCAGAGUUCGAAUCCGAGAAGCCAUCGACCUUGGUACACAUGCCAGACUUUUGGUUUCCGUGCGACGAGUAUUUAAACAAGGUUCGGUAAAGUUUCGACGGGGAAAGACUGUUAUGUAUCCAGAAUCAUGGACAGUGAUGGGAUGCACAUGCCCUGUGUUACUGCCUGGUCGAGAUUACUUGGUAAUUGGCCACGAAGAUUCAAUUCAACAAAGAUUAAUGAUCAACGUUGAAAGUUUAGUCACAGAAUGGCCACAAAAAAGGAAAUAUUUUGCUCGAAAUGUUAAAAAACAGUUUCGCAAAAAGUGUGUGUGACAACGAGAAAAGUUUAAAAUCUGAAUAAUGAUUAUUUUAAACUUAUUUUUCUCAGUUAAACAAGAUUUUGUCUUUCCAGUUUCGUAUGUGAUGUAUUUGAGGUGUAUGUUACUUUAAUUUGAAGUAAUGUGUGAGUUUUUUUUGUGGUAUUAAGUGACAAAAGAGUUCAAUGUUGUAUUAUAAUGCUGAUUUUACUAAAGUAUUGCUGCUAUUACAUUACAAUAACUUCGAAACAACCACAUAUAAUAAAAUUUGUAUUUCAGAACUAUAAAUUCAUUUAUUAAAUCAAUUUUAACCAAUGCAGUGUGUCGUGUACUAUAUAAUUACUAGAUACAGUUUGGGAUCAUUGUACAAUUUAUUUGAGUGUGAUUUAUUCAUAAUUGCUGCAAAUAUUCAUUUGUUUUUUAAGUCUUUUGUUUGCAUUCAUUGAGACUUAUCGCAGUGAUAUAAUACACAUUGUUAGUUUUGUGAG
This is a messenger RNA of Ciona intestinalis (vase tunicate), 2738 nucleotides long. RefSeq names its product netrin-4. Gene Ontology annotation, molecular function: protein binding. The record is from RefSeq and is a predicted model, not a curated record. Gene Ontology annotation, biological process: axon guidance; tissue development; substrate adhesion-dependent cell spreading. NCBI's taxonomy places the organism in Eukaryota, Metazoa, Chordata, Ascidiacea, Phlebobranchia, Cionidae. Gene Ontology annotation, cellular component: laminin trimer.